AUGUCGCAACCACAAGCCAACGAGGCCGAGAAGAACAUUGAGAUAUGGAAGGUCAAGAAGUUGAUCAAGCGCCUGGAAGCCGCCCGCGGCAACGGUACCUCCAUGAUCAGCUUGAUCAUCCCGCCCAAGGACCAGGUCUCGCGAGCGGCGAAGAUGUUGGCUGAAGAGUUCGGUACCGCGUCCAACAUCAAGUCGCGUGUCAACCGUCUCUCCGUGCUCUCGGCCAUUACGUCCACGCAGCAGAGGCUGAAGCUGUACAGCAAGGUCCCACCCAACGGCUUGGUCGUCUACUGUGGUGAAAUCAUCACGUCCGAAGGAAAGGAGAGGAAGAUCAACAUCGACUUCGAACCGUUCAAGCCGAUCAAUACCUCGCUGUACCUCUGUGACAACAAGUUCCACACCGAGGCACUGAGCGAGCUGCUGGAGUCUGACCAGAAGUUCGGCUUCAUUAUCAUGGACGGGAAUGGAGCUCUCUUCGGUACGCUCUCGGGCAACACCAGAGAUGUCGUCCACAAGUUCAGCGUCGAUCUGCCGAAGAAGCACGGCCGUGGUGGUCAGUCUGCUCUGCGUUUCGCUCGUCUCCGUGAGGAGAAACGCCACAACUACGUCCGCAAAGUGGCCGAACUCGCAGUGCAGAACUUCAUCACCAAUGACAAGGUCAACGUCGCUGGUCUGAUUCUGGCUGGAUCUGCCGACUUCAAGAACGAUCUGAACCAGUCUGACAUGUUUGACCAGCGCCUCGUCAACAAGGUCAUCAAAAUUGUGGACGUCAGCUACGGUGGCGAGAACGGCUUCAACCAGGCCAUCGAACUCGCUUCCGAGACUCUUUCCAACGUCAAGUUCAUCCAGGAGAAAAAGCUCAUUAACAAGUACUUUGACGAAAUCAGCCAGGACACUGGAAAGGUCUGCUAUGGCAUUGAAGAUACUCUCAAGGCCCUCGAAGCCGGUGCAGCUGAGACUCUGAUCGUCUACGAGAACUUGGAGAUGACGCGCUGGGAGCUGAAGAACAGCGCAGGCAGCCAAGUGCUUCUGCACACGAACAAGACCCAGGAGCUGGACCGCAGCAACUUCAUGGACAAAGAGACUGGCCAAGAGAUGGAAGUGGUCGACCAGCAGCCAUUCCUGGAGUGGCUGGCUGAGAAGUACCGCGACUUUGGUGCCACGCUGGAGUUCGUUUCCGAUCGGUCUUCGGAGGGCAACCAGUUUGUGCGAGGCUUUGGUGGCAUCGGCGCGAUCAUGCGCUACAAGCUCAACUUUGAGCAGUUGGCUGAUCUUGAUGACGAGGAUGAGUUCUACGAUGUGAGCGAGGCGCCGGCAGCAGUCCACACUCCGCCGAGUGGGACGCCGAUGCCUCGCCCGCAGCAGGGUGACGAAAACCCCGCUGCCGCUGCGACUGCCUCCGCGGUGAAGAACGAGGCAGAAACGAACGGAGUGGCGGAGAUGCUGGCCAAGACGCAUCUUCUCACCAAGAACGGCAAGACGCCGGUGAUCAAUGCUGGCUCUUUGAAGGCGAUUGUGGAGACGAAUAAGCCGAAGGUCACAUCGCCUCUCCGCACGUGCGCGACGCCCGGCGGCUCCGUCACGCAUGCUUCGGCUGACGCUGAUAUGGACAAGAUCAGUGGCUUGGUCGGGGGGAUCAAGACCUAA
Molecule: messenger RNA, 1647 nt
Organism: Saxophila tyrrhenica
Lineage: Eukaryota; Fungi; Ascomycota; Dothideomycetes; Mycosphaerellales; Extremaceae
Gene: ERF1
Product: translation termination factor eRF1
Exons: 3
Coding region: 1-1647 (548 amino acids)
Biological process (GO): cytoplasmic translational termination
Cellular component (GO): cytosol; translation release factor complex
Molecular function (GO): translation release factor activity, codon specific; sequence-specific mRNA binding
Source: RefSeq, a predicted model, not a curated record